Penicillium longicatenatum is the source of this 4314-nucleotide messenger RNA. Its product is annotated as putative TMEM1 family protein. Gene Ontology annotation, cellular component: TRAPPII protein complex. Bases 1 to 4314 code for a protein of 1437 amino acids. The record is from RefSeq and is a predicted model, not a curated record. The transcript is spliced from 4 exons. Gene Ontology annotation, biological process: early endosome to Golgi transport; intra-Golgi vesicle-mediated transport. NCBI's taxonomy places the organism in Eukaryota, Fungi, Ascomycota, Eurotiomycetes, Eurotiales, Aspergillaceae.
AUGGACCCCUCGCAAGCGGCCUCGAGCCAUGUGACCGUGGAAUACACGGAUCCAUCUGGCCUCUUCCCUCAAAUUCAAUCCAUUAUCGAAUCGAAACUCCCCCUGAAGAACCUCCACUGGAAAUCACCAACCCGCCCCGUUCGGUCAAUCGAAUCGCUCCGCAUCGGCUUUGUUUCAGCGCAAACUGAGAGUGCUGAACGCAAACCAUCUAGCGAUGGCCCUGGCACAGUUGCACACAGGCGCCAUCAGAUCCCCGGCUUGCGACAAACUCCAUACCUGAAGGUCUUCCUCCUCCGCUGUGACGAUAACGACACCUACAAAGCUACGGCGCGCAAAACUUUACGCGAAUGGAUCAAGGCCCAAGGAGCGUCGAGCACUUCACAAUCGACUGGAACUGCUGGUAGCAGUCAAGAGAAGCACGAUGCCUUUGAGUGGCUUAUUCUACAUGUGGUUCAGGACGGGGAUGGUGCGGAGAAGGCACCCACGCCCACGUCGAAAUGGGGCCGGGGUACAACUACUAUUCUAGAGAAAGUCAAAGCCGACUUCAAUGGGUCUUCUAAAACUGCUGUGGACCGUGUGGCACAGCUGCGGCUGCCCAAGGCUGGGAUCAAAUCCCCUGAAUUGACUGAGCAGCUGGAAGACUUGAUUGACAAGAUGAAGAAUGGAAUUUUAGCUUCCUUCGAUCUGCGUGUGGCUCAGUAUGAAGAGGAUAUCAAGGAAAAGGAUUCCCAGCGCAGUCUUCCUGGGUGGAAUUUUUGCACCUUCUUUAUACUCAAAGAGGGUCUCGCGCGUGGUUUCGAGAAUGUUGGUCUCUUCGAUGAUGCGCUGGUUGGGUAUGAUGAGCUAUCUGCCGGCUUGGAUGCGGCCAUUCGAGAUCAGGUCGAAGGAAAUGGUGGUCAGCAUGGUGGUGAACUCCUGACUUCCAGCAGUAUCCUGAUUGAAGAAGCCAAAAAGGCACUGGAGGCUGGACCUGCCGCCGGGGACAAUGAGGAGACUGAUCCCUCUCAACUGCAGAUUCGACCAGAAGAUUACCCACUCAUUUCCACCAAAAUGCCGUAUCGAGAAAUGAUCCUGGGAAGCAACAUUUCUAUCUUCAAUUUCCGUACCUAUCUCUUCUCGCGGCAACUGGCUUUACUUCUACGAGCUGCAAGAGCUCCAUCGCUCCUUGGAAAUGAAACAGCCACCCGUGAUAAGAAGCCGGAAAAUCUCAUGCUGCUUUCAGAGAUCUGUGAAAGGUCCACGGAGUUCAUCAGUCUCGCCGCACGAACACUUCGUUAUGAUCUCGAGGCUGGACUGGAGGAUGUUAAAAACGACGCCAAGGCAAACUUCAUUGAUAAUGCUGUAUCCUCGUGGGCCUAUUCGGCGGCCUUGCAAAUUUUGGAUCAGACGUUCACUACCAGUCUUAUGAUUCCUGAAUCCUCCCUUCAUGCGGUGGCACAGGUUGCCGAUGCCUCGAACUCUGGUGCACCAACGACAGAAAGCCGCGCUGAGGCACCUCGCCGGACUAGCUCACUAGCAUCAGGUUCCUCUCGUCCGGGUCGUCCGAUGACACAGGAUAUGUCUGAUGUAAGCUCGCUUCAGCGCAGAAUGACUUUGGAACAUCCAAAGCAAGUUCCCGUUAUCACUCAGAAGACCGGCUCUGAACAGCUGGCAUCUGGGAGGGGUGCGCUGUUUUUGUUCGCGCGGAGAUCUCUCGAGGAGAUUGCACGUCGACGUGGCUGGUCGAAGAAAUGGACCGACCUGGGCCUCCUCUUUGAUGAUAGCCAUCGUUCUGGGGCAGGUGGUCUAUCGAAUGUCUCCUUGGAUGAUGAGAGUGAAUCUAAGCCACAAGAUGAUACAGAGACAAAGCAGUCCUCUCUGGUUGGAAUUGAGCUUCCUACGCUUAAGGCUGCAUUGAAAUCAAGAGAUACAUUCUGGUCGCUCUACGAGAACCUCACCGACCGCAUUAUAUGCCACAACAUGGCAGCAAGCCGUGCUAACUCUGCUGAACUUGCGCUCGCCGACAUUGCCAUUUUGCGGUUCCGCCAGGCGGAUUACGAGACAGCUGCUUCAUACUUCCAUCAGAUGGCUCCAUUUUACGGCAGUAGAAAUUGGACGGUUCUUGAGGGUAGCAUGCUCGAGCUUUAUGCCCGGUGCUUGAGAGAACUGAAACGCCAUGAAGAUUAUGUUCGUAUGGUGCUGAAGUUGCUUUCCAAGUUUGCUUCAUAUUCACAAUCCCAGCUGUCAGAUAGACAGAGAGCCCUGUCCAGGCCAACUUCAAUGCUAGAACAGGAACAGCUUUCUGGGUAUGUUUCUGAUCUUUUCCAGGGUCUGGGUUGUCUACAGAAGGACGUUACGACAUCUUUGGUUGAUUUCUUUGCGGAUUUCCAAGUAGACCCUGCCAUCCGGCUUUAUGAUGACAAGGAUGGAUUUCAAAUUCAAAUGGAGUUACGCUUUUUACUGGGUCCGCAAAUCGAAAUCGAUUCGAUCAAGGUCAGGCUCGUCAGCGCCAGCCCCUCUCAAAGUGUGGAGCAUUGGAUUGAAGGAUCUACCAAAGUUGUGAUCAAGUCGACGAAGACGAAAAUCCUUAUUGAUUCUCCGACUACUCUCCAAGGCAAAUAUGUCGUGGAUCGCCUAGAGAUGAAAUCUGGAAAUCUUGUUUUCGCAUUCAACAGUAACCAACAUUCAUAUCUGCCAGUUGGAUUCCGGGAGACCGAUGAUGCAGAUAGCACCGAUCACCGCCCAUACAUAUAUUGCUACCCUCCGCCAAAUGGUCUGCAGGCCAAGGUUGUGUCACCACACUUGAUCAAUCUAGAGGCCAUGCGCACGCUGGAGCUGGAACUCUCCAGUGGGCGAAACGAUAUCAAGAGCGGCGCUGUUCGUGUGCGACCGGCCACUGCAGGGCUUCGUCUUCGGAUCGCGGAGGCAGAGGUUGUGGAAGGCGAACUAGAAGUCGUGGCCAACAAUGACUCGGGAACUAUAGAGUUUACACACUUGCCAACCCGAUCGUUUGUGCGACUACGGAUCCCUUACACCGUGGAAGAAGCUUUCACAACACUUUCCGCACGGGCAGAAGUCACGUAUGAGACAGAAAGGGGCCGAUUCGCUUCUUCGACCAUGCAUAACAUUGUUGCCACGCUCCCUAUAUCGGUCAACGUGCAGGACAUUUUCAAGGAUGAAAUCCUCUUUUCACGUUUCACAGUCAGCCCCGCCAUGUUGAUCCCUCUCCGAAUUACCAAUUGCAGCCUGCCCAGCUCAGAGGCCUAUGACGUGCAAUCUAGUAUCACGGGCCCCGUCGCUCUGGAUGUCUUCCCUAAGCAACCCGCGUCCCUUCUAUACAAGAUACGUCCGUUGGGGAGCACGGCCACGUCGAUUGAUGCCCCUGCUUCAGGGAAACGGAGUCUCCGCCUACGUGUUGACUUUACAUGCGUGGAUGAUGAGUGCUUUGAUGCCAUUGAAAAGCUUUUCUUGACCGCAAUUGAAUCCAGCCCUUAUAGUCAAUAUGCAUCACUACUUGCCUCACAUCUUAUCGGCGGUUUCCGGGCUCAACUCUCUACUUCAGACAUGGAAGUGAUUGGGCUUGUAAGAGAACUGGAGAUGCUUCCAUAUCGGGCUGUCCGCUGGGAUGAUUUGUUGGACGGGCUUAAGGAACGCACGGAAGAAGUGCGCCAGUGGCUGAUGGCGUGGCACGAGAGCAACUCUAUCAUUCGACUUCCAUCUCAACCUACCAUCCCCACCCGCUGUAUUAUCAUCCCUGUGGAGAUUCCCGAAAUCCAAGUGGUCCACACGGCUGAGCUGCAGCUCCAAACAGGGCUGGAUGUGUCCUCUGACUCUUCCCACGCGGCCGUUGGCCAGAUGAUUCCAGCUGAGCUGACCCUUCGCCAUACCCGCCGUUGGUGCUCCCCAACAAACCAGGAGCAUUCAGGACAACCUUUAGAAUGUUCCUACGAGAUCCACGCCAACCCCGAGCUUUGGCUCCUCGGAGGUCGUCGACGCGGAAACUUCCUAGCACGUGAGGGCGAAACUACCCGCUUUACCAUUCUUCUCCUCCCCCAGAAACCCGGUCAUCUUCUCCUGCCUGGCCUGGAGAUCCGAACAUUUGCCCCAUCGCAGCUGCAGGCCCCCUCACCAGCCAAGACGGAUUCCGCCACGGGAGCCCCCGCAGGGGCUAACCAGCGACACCCGAUUCCUUGUGAAGUGGAUUAUCACAACCACGGGGAGACGGUCCUAGUGCUGCCAGAUCUGCGCAAGACCACGGUCAGCCUCAGCGCCUCGGGCAGUCCCGGUGGGGCGUCCUGGCUGGUGGAUUCGGAGCGACGAGCAGCAGUGCACUAA